AUGUGUACAGAUGAUUCCCAUCUGGGCCUGGCGCUUGUGAUCACUUUAGAGAUUGCACUCGAGGAUAGUCAGUUAAGCAGCGCGCCCAGCUGGGCAUAUGAUGGACAGUUCCACUGUAAACGAUGCGCACCGCCACCGGGGCCCGGCUGGGUUCAGUCCAUUGUCCGAACGUUUUCUGCAAAUGGAAUUUUCACGCAUCCCUCAUCGUGUACAUCUUCGUACUCGUCACGGUUCUUCGCCACAACUCUCGAUGAUGAGUUCAUCAUCACUUAUCAAAGGUGGUACAUACCUGAAUACAGAGAAAAAUUAAUCUCAUCCGUUCUUCGAACUUGGUAUUUGAAUCACUCCAUUUUAUAUAGGGGUUAUUUUUCCCGUAACCCGAGUGAUUUUGAUGUUAUCAAGCUUCAUAACCUGACAUUGGUUAACACAGGUGAUUUCGUUAAACGUUUCUUGGAGCGCAGUUCAACCAUCAAACAUAUCAGUUGUCAAAAACGUUUGACCCGAACCAUUCAAGCCUUUAAAUCAUCUAAAUCCGCAGCCGUGAAUCGUAACCUUAAAGUUUUCGGAAAACGAUGGCGAUCACCAACUUCCGGUACCGUUCCUUUGCAUAAAUCCAAACAGCCUUGGAAAUUGUUAGAAGCUGAGAAGAUAUGGUCAAUGAACAUUUGUGGAUCAGGUGUCCGAGUGGGCAUAUUUGAUACUGGUCUCGCCCCAACCAAAAAUCAUCCACACUUUCAUCGUGCUCGUAUCCGCGAACGUACGGAUUGGACUCGUUCGGAAGAUCGUGAUUAUUUACUACGAGCUAAUGUUGCUCUCGGUCGCGAUGAGAACCCGUCUAAUUCGUUGCCAGAUGAUGAUCAGGACGAGGCUAUCGACGGACACGGACACGGGACGUUUGUAGCCGGUGUUAUUGCCGCGACUAGUUUUGCCUCACGCUCUUCCGUGCUAGAAUCUCUGUUUUCGGGACGCCGUGGUCGGCCGAUCGGUUCUAAUCCGUGGAAUGAUUGCCCACCACCGGGCCUGGCUCCACAAGCUGAUCUCUAUAUUUUUCGCGUGUUCACAGACACCCAAGUUUCAUACACUUCGUGGUUUUUGGAUGCUUUCAACUACGCGAUCUCACGUGGAUUACACGUAAUCAACUUAAGUGUUGGCGGGCCGGAUUUUCUCGACCAACCAUUUGUGGACAAGGUAUGGGAGCUCUCAUCAAAUGGUAUUCUCCUGGUCUCAGCAAUCGGCAAUGACGGUCCGCUGUUCGGCACGCUGAAUAAUCCGGCCGAUCAAAUGGACGUACUUGGCGUGGGUGGUGUGGAUGCGACUGGGCGGAUAGCCCGGUUCUCCUCUCGCGGUAUGACCACUUGGGCUAUCCCGUUCGGUUAUGGACAGGUAAAGCCAGAUGUUGUCACCUUCUCCACGGGGGUUAUUAGUUCGGCGAUUGACGGGAAGUGUCGAACACUGUCGGGGACGAGCGUGGCCUCACCGGUUGUCACCGGUGCUGUGGCGCUUUUAAUCGAUGCAGCACUGCAACAGAACGCUGCCUUGGCGAAUACCGAGGCGGGAAGUGAUCAUCGACCAGUUCAAGUGCCUAUCAACCCCGCAAGUGUGAAACAAGCACUGAUUGCCGGUGCCACGCGACUUUCUCAGGUGCGUGUGUUUGGCACAAAAUUCCCUCGAUGGCCGGACGACGAAGAUAUGGAUACCAGCAGCAUGUUCGAGCAAGGUGCGGGGUUGGUGGAUUUAGUUAAGUCACUGUUGACAAUGCAGCGAAUGAAGCCACAAGUAAGCCUUUCGCCCAGCUAUCUGGAUCUCACCGAGUGUCCCUACAUGUGGCCGUAUUGUUCCCAGCCGAUGUAUCACGGAAUGCAAGCAAUCGUGAUUAAUGUGACCGUAUUGAAUUCCAUGGAUGUGGUGGGCUGGAUCAAACAACCGAUCAUCUACCGUCCUUUCACGCAGCGUAACGGUCAUCGUCUUCGCGUGCGAUUCACCCAUUCCGAGCGUUUAUGGCCUUGGGUGGGUUAUCUGGCGGUGCAUUUAGAUGUUGAGUCUAAUGCGGAUGAGACUGUGCCGUCCAACCGUUUUUCCGGAACUGCUGAAGGGCUGAUCACACUGACAGUUGAGUCUUCUGACUCGUCGACUGGCGCUACUCUGAGUCAAAACCUUACUCUGUCGAUCCGUGCCAACAUUGUGCCGACUCCAGAUCGGUCACGCCGCAUUCUCUUUGACCAGUUUCACAGUCUGCGAUAUCCUUCUGGCUACAUCCCACGGGACGAUUUGACGCGUAAAAGUGAACCAUUGGAUUGGCUUGGUGACCACAUGCACACAAAUCUACGGGAUCUUUAUACUCACUUACGUAAAGGGAAUUAUUUCGUGGAAAUCCUCACGUCUCCGUACACGUGUUUUGACGCAAACCAGUAUGGUGCUUUAUUAGUGAUCGAUCCGGAAGAGGAAUUCUUUCCCAAAGAAGUAGAAAAACUAGUUUCUGAUGUGACACAAAAGGGUCUCUCUCUGAUUGUAUUUGCCGAGUGGUACAAUACCAGCUUGAUCGAAGCCUUACAGUUCUACGAUACCAAUACCAAGCGACUUUGGAUUCCCGAGACGGGUGGUUCCAAUCUACCUGCAUUGAAUGAUCUCCUGCGUCCGUUCGAAAUCGAACUGGGUGAUAUGGUGUACGCUGGCCAGUAUACGGUUGGACGUCGAAAAAUUUCAUACACGUCGGGCUCCAGUUUUCGUCGCUUUCCACACCAGAAUAUAUCACAUAUUAUGGGUCGUGGGUAUGUUCUUCGUGUUCCGUUAGUCGAUUUGGGAUCCCAGGUUUUGGCUCGUUCACCGAAAAAUUGGGAUUCCUUAGAAAAAUCGGGUGCAACAUACAAAGUGAACAACAUACCGCAUGUAGAUCAGUCUGAAGGUGUAUGGCGUUUAGAAGCCACGCCGACUGAUCCUAGUCCAGCGAUAUUAGGACUAUGGACUCCGGUGACAGCCUCCACUCAAAUCGGACGCGUGGUGGUCUAUGGGGAUGCGGACUGUUUGACGUCCACACACGUGACUGAGAAUUGCUUUUGGCUUCUGGACGCCGCAUUACAGUUUACUAACAGUCGUCUUGGACACAUCCCUUCACCUUUGGCCGAGCAUGUGUCAGUACCGGGUAAUGAGCUGGAUCCUUUAUCUAACAGACCAUCUCGUCCUCCAGGAUCUUUGCUCCAUCGAAUUAGUAAUGUGCUUCGGAACGAUCAACCGCACAAGGAGUUCAAUGGUGUGCUACCCCGAGAAGCUUAUCGUGAAAUACCUAAUUGCCCUACGUUGCCAAGCAGUCAAAUCCAACCAAUGAACACCACAAAGGACUUCCACAGGUCGUUGUUUCAGUCGCAGCCACUGCUUCUCUACUCUGAUCUGCCCCGAUUCGUUCAACCAAAACCUUACCAUUUUGACGAGGGCUGUCAUGCCGGACCGCUGCCAUCAUAUUUGGCCUUGCCGGGUGUCCGGGGCGGUCAACGACGCCGGAGAUUCCUGUUAGCCACAGAUAUAUUCCAUUUGUUGCGUGAUUCACUUUUUGUAUAUGCACUUGCCCUAUUCAUCAUUUGUCUCGUGUACAGGCGAUUAUGCCUAAUCUAUCGUAAUCCGGUCACUAAUUUUUAUCAUGUUUUACGCAAUUGCUGCCGCCAUUUAACGCACAAAGUUCGUCGCCGGUGGCAUAUUUAG
Molecule: messenger RNA, 3693 nt
Organism: Fasciola hepatica (liver fluke)
Lineage: Eukaryota; Metazoa; Platyhelminthes; Trematoda; Plagiorchiida; Fasciolidae
Source: the annotation of a GenBank genome assembly